AUGUCUAUGUUUGAUAUAUUAGGAGAUAAAUUCAAUUUAAACUACGAUAAUUUUGAAAUGGAAAAUAAUGAUUAUUAUUAUAACGAAGUAGUUGAUGAUGAUUAUUUAAAUCAAUUAAAUGAUCAAAAUCAAAGACAACAAUUAAAUCAAUUCCAACAAACUCAAGUCUCAAAUUCAAAUCAAACCAAUCAAAAUUAUUAUCCAACACCGCAAACAGCCACUACAGCCACCACCAGUCAAAUGAUUCCUGAACAAUAUCAAUAUUCAACCCCUCAAUAUUCUACUAAUAAUUUCAACCCACCAACAAAUAAUAACUAUUAUAAUUAUAAUUAUGACGAAUAUAAUAUGGUUAAUAAUGAAGAGUUACAAGUUAAUAAUUAUUUUGAAGAUAAAAACUUUACUCAAUAUUAUUUACAAUCAGCUAAUGUUGAUUUAUCAAAUUAUUCAACACCCAACAUUACACCUCAUUAUAGUCCAAGUUUUGAUGAUGAUCAAAGGAGACCAUCGACCAAUUCUUUUCAAUCAUUACCGGUACAGAAUAUGAGCUCAUCAUCAAUACCAUUAACUAAUUCAAUGGUUAGUGGGAUGAAUCAUCCAUUAUCAAUCAACAAUUCAAUGAAUUCAUUACCAGUACAACACAAUAUGAUGAAUAAUUCCAUGACCAAUAUGAGUCCAAUUUCCAACAUUCAUCCAUCAGGUUCCAUAUCAGCUCCAUUAUCUCAUUCAACCUCAUUAAAUGCUAUGAAUGAUUUACCCCCAAGUAUAAUUAACAAUUCACCACCUCCAACAUCACCAGUUUCAAGAAAGAAAGACGAUAAUAAAAUCAUCACAUCUAAUAAAUCCAAUUUCAGAAUUGUCAGAGGUGUAGCAGCUGGAGGAUCAAGUGCCAGACCUCCAAAAGAAUCAGCUACUUCAAAAUCAACAUAUAUUCCAAUUAAAUUAAAUAUCAGCGGUGGUACUUUAGAAGAUAUUGUUAAACCAACUUGGUCAAAAAGUGAAUCAGAAGAUCAAAGAAGAAUUGUCAGAAUUGAAAGAUUUCAAAAAAAUGAACAAAUUUUCAUAAAUUUUUCCAUCAUUGGUAGUGCCAAUGAAAACCCUACACCAUUACCACCAAUGGCUAAUUCAAAUAUCGAUAUUAUUGAAGUUAGUUGUUUACAAUGUUCCAAGAAAUUAUCAGAAGAAAUCGAUUUACCAUCACCAAUAAAUGAAGAGCAUGAUCUGGAUCAAGAUGAUUUUCAAGAUGGUAAAAAAUAUGAUUUUGAUUAUUAUAUUACAUCAGUUGAAGUUAUUGAAAUUGUUGAAUUAUUAAUUGGUACAUAUUCUGAAGAACCAAGUGAAAGAAGAAAAGAAAGAGGAAGAGUUAGAAGUAACUUGGUCCCAUUCUGGUCUAAGAAACCAAUUAGUUCAAGAUUAGAUAACAAUUUAAUCAAUCAACCAGAUUUUAAAAUUGAAUUGGCUAAAAGAAUUAUGAGUUAUGAAAUUAGAAAACCAAGAGGAUUUGAUAAAGAAGUUAGAAUUUUAAAGUGGGAAAAAUUAUUACCUGCUUUAAAAAGGGCUUUACAAAGUUAUUAUUGUGAAAUUCCUCCAACUGUGUAG
Molecule: messenger RNA, 1596 nt
Organism: Yamadazyma jaroonii
Lineage: Eukaryota; Fungi; Ascomycota; Pichiomycetes; Serinales; Debaryomycetaceae
Source: the annotation of a GenBank genome assembly